UCUCUCUCUCUCUCCGCGAUUCACGUUUCCUCAAAUCUAAUUGUCGGAGAGAGAGAAUUACGCCGCAGAAUCUAAAAUCACCGUCACGUUCUCUCCUCCCUCGAUCUCCGUUACCGUCAAGAUCGAACUUUUCGUGGUGGGUUUAUCGAGAAAGAAAGGGGAAAAAAUGAGUUUUCAGGAUUUAGAGGCAGGAAAAGGAAGAUCAUUAGCAUCUUCAAGUAACAUCAAUGGUGGAGACACGACGCAAGCCGUAGCUUCCGGUGUGUUUCAGAUCAACACAGCCGUCUCUAGCUUCCACCGCCUCGUCAACACUCUCGGUACUCCUAAAGACACGCCGGAGCUCCGAGACAAGCUGCACAAGACAAGACUACAUAUCGGAGAGUUAGUUAAAGACACAUCAGCUAAACUUAAAGAAGCUAGUGAAACUGAUCAUCAAAGAGGUGUAAACAGGAAGAAGAUUGUGGAUGCUAAGCUUGCAAAGGACUUUCAGUCUGUAUUGAAAGAGUUUCAGAAGGCUCAGCGUCUCGCUGCUGAAAGAGAAACUGUCUAUGCUCCUCUUGUCACCAUAACAUCUCCUCCAUCUAGCUAUACAGCCAGUGAGAUAGAUGUUAGUGGAGAUAAGCAUUCAGAGCAGCGUGCUCUUCUUGUGGAAUCAAAAAGACAAGAACUUGUAUUGUUGGACAAUGAGAUUGUAUUCAAUGAGGCUAUAAUUGAGGAAAGAGAGCAAGGGAUACAAGAAAUCCAGCAGCAAAUUGGCGAGGUGCACGAGAUCUUCAAAGACUUAGCUGUGCUGGUACAUGAUCAAGGCACCAUGAUCGAUGAUAUUGGUACUCACAUAGAUAACUCCCAAGCUGCAACAGCACAAGGAAGAUCCCAUCUUGCAAAAGCCUCAAAGACGCAAAGAUCUAGUUCAACUCUGAUGUGCUUGCUCAUGGUGAUUUUUGGUAUCGUACUCUUGAUUGUUAUCAUAGUGCUCGCGGUUUGA
Messenger RNA from Eruca vesicaria subsp. sativa (arugula), 985 nucleotides. NCBI's taxonomy places the organism in Eukaryota, Viridiplantae, Streptophyta, Magnoliopsida, Brassicales, Brassicaceae. The record is from the annotation of a GenBank genome assembly.